Molecule: messenger RNA, 2307 nt
Organism: Nematolebias whitei (Rio pearlfish)
Lineage: Eukaryota; Metazoa; Chordata; Actinopteri; Cyprinodontiformes; Rivulidae
Product: adenylate cyclase type 3
Exons: 13
Coding region: 1-2307 (768 amino acids)
Biological process (GO): intracellular signal transduction; cAMP biosynthetic process; adenylate cyclase-activating G protein-coupled receptor signaling pathway
Molecular function (GO): adenylate cyclase activity
Source: RefSeq, a predicted model, not a curated record
AUGCCACGGAACCCAGCGUUUUCAGAACCAGAGUUUUCUGUGGAGUAUUCAGCAGACUGCUCCGUGACAUUGCCCUCUGACCCCGGCCAGGCUGUGGGGCGAACACAUGAGGUGACGGUGAGAAGCUCUGGAUGCUGCCUGUGCUUGCCGCGCUUCAUGCGUCUCACCUUUGCACCCGAGUCUUUGGAGAACCUCUACCAGACCUACUUCAGGCGGCAGAGACAUGAGACCCUGCUGGUUCUGGUGGUGUUUGCAGCCCUGUUUGACAGCUACGUCCUCAUCACGUGCGCGGUGGUCUACACCUCUGACAGGCUGGCCUCUGUUUUAGUAGCAUCAGUGGGACUUACUGGGGAUAUUAUUCUCUACCUGCUGUGCCGCUUUGGAUUGCUUCCAGACCGGAUCACACGGCGAGUGGUACCGUUCGCCCUCUGGGUGCUCAUAGCGGUCCAGAUUUUCUGCUACUUAGGCCUGAACUAUGCUCGCUUCCACCAGGCCAGUGACACGGUAGGCUGGCAGGCGUUUUUCAGCUUUUCUUUCUUUCUUACUCUGCCUUUGAGACUCACACCCAUUGUGCUUAUCACCGCCGUGUCCUGUGGGGUCCACACCCUGGUUCUUGGGGUCACUAUUGCACAGCAGCAGCAGCAGCAGCAGGACAUCGAGGGGGCAGCACUCACCAGACAGCUGUUGGCCAACAUUGUGAUCUACUUUUGUGCCAUCACUGUGGGUGUCAUGUCGUACUACAUGGCUGACCGGAAGCAUCGAAAAGCUUUUCUGGAGGCAAGACAGUCGCUGGAGGUUAAACUCAACCUGGAAGAGCAGAGCCAGCAACAGGAACGUCUUUUGCUCUCCAUUCUACCCAAACACAUAGCAGAUGAGAUGCUGAAGGACAUGAAGAAGGAGCCCAGUCAGAAGGAGAUGCAGCAGUUCAACACUAUGUACAUGUACAGGCAUGAAAAUGUCAGUAUUUUGUUUGCAGACAUUGUGGGCUUCACGCAGCUGUCAUCGUCCUGCAGUGCUCAGGAACUGGUUAAACUGCUCAAUGAGCUUUUUGCUCGCUUUGACAAACUGGCUGCUAAAUAUCACCAGCUUAGGAUCAAGAUCUUGGGAGACUGCUACUAUUGCAUCUGUGGUCUUCCAACCUACAGAGAGGACCAUGCAGCUUGCUCCAUCAUGAUGGGCCUGGCCAUGGUGGAAGCUAUCUCGUAUGUGCGAGAGAAAACCCAGACUAACGUGGACAUGAGAGUGGGAGUGCACAGUGGUACGGUCCUAGGAGGAGUUCUGGGCCAGAAACGAUGGCAGUACGAUGUCUGGUCCACAGACGUCACUGUGGCCAAUAAAAUGGAAGCUGGAGGUAUUCCUGGUCGGGUUCACAUCUCACAGAGUACCAUGGAAUGUCUUCAUGGAGAGUUUGAUGUGGAGCCUGGAGAUGGAGGUGACCGCUGUGACUACCUGAGGGAGAGGGGGAUUGAGACCUACCUGGUGAUUGUUCCUAAAGGGCCUGUGGGAAAGAACGGCAUCAGUGGUGUGAAGCUGUCUGUAACCUCUUCCAAUGGAAACUCCCCACUUUUAAUCAACACAACAGAGUGUAACGGCAGUGUGAACACAGCCUGCACAACACCGGAGGAACCAGAGGAGCUGGACACCAGGGGAAAACACACCAACAAGCUGUCCCUGAGAUUUGUGGAUCCAGAUAUGGAGACUCGUUUCUCUGUUGAGAAGGAGAAGCAGAGCGGAGCUGCCUUCUGUUGCUCCUGUGUGGUUCUUCUCUUCACUUCAGUUAUGGAAGCACUCAUAGACCCCUGGCUGGUUGCAAACUACAUCACCUUUGUCAUAGGAGAGGUGCUUCUACUCAUCUUGACCAUCUGCUCUAUGGCUGCCAUCUUUCCCAGAGUGUUUCCCAAGAAGCUGGUCUCCUUCUCCACUUGGAUUGACCACACUCGCUGGGCUCGAAACUCCUGGGCCAUGGCAGCCAUUUUCAUCCUGAUUAUGGCAGACCUCAUAGAUAUGUUAAGUUGUCUGUCUCGUGCCUCAGAGCCAGACAGCCCCACAGAGGCCCCCUCCUCUUCUUCGUCCUCCCGAUACAACCUCGAAGGUUGCCUGAACAACCCCAAGUAUUACAGCUACAUUGCUGUGUUAGCACUCAUGGCCACUACCAUGCUGGUUCAAGUCAGUCACAUGGUGAAGCUCACACUGAUGCUCCUCAUCACAAUAACAACUGGCAUUGUUAACAUUUACAGCUGGAGGGACAUCUUUGACCGCUACGACAUGAUCCGUUUCCAGAAUUACAGGUGGGAAGAUGGGCUCUGA